This is a messenger RNA of Metarhizium brunneum ARSEF 3297, 1623 nucleotides long. The record is from RefSeq and is a predicted model, not a curated record. Lineage: Eukaryota; Fungi; Ascomycota; Sordariomycetes; Hypocreales; Clavicipitaceae.
AUGACACUUACCCACGUCCCUGUGGUGCAGCCUGUGCCUCUUCCCGUAGGGAAUGCUGAUUACGAGGCGGCCAGACGGGCGGUGCUGCAAAGGUUUGCGGCUGCUUCUGUCAUUGGCAUCCCGCACCAGUGUGGCCUCUUGUCCGAGGCAGAACUCGACAUCACAGAGAACUAUGACGCGACGGCUCUUGCGGAAGCCAUCUCUUCCAAGAGAUUGACAUCAGUUGCCGUGGUCACUGCGUUUGCCAAGCGUGCCAUGAUUGCGCACCAGCUUACAUGCUGUCUGACCGAGUGGUUCAUGGAUGAAGCCAUUGCACGUGCACAGGAUCUUGACUAUCAUUUAGCUACCACGGGAAAGACUGUAGGUCCCUUGCAUGGCGUCCCAAUUAGCAUCAAGUCUCAUAUCCCUAUCGCAGGGCAUUGGAGAGACUUGGGCUACCUGGAUACGCUGACAAAGGACACCAAAGACAGUCAAAUGGUGGCCAUUCUACGCAAUGCAGGCGCCGUGUUCUACUGCAAGACGAACCAGCCACAGAGCUUGAUGCACCUCGAAAGCACCUCGUUUUACGGAAGAACUCUUAAUCCACAUAAUAUUAAACUAUCGGCAGGUGGCUCAACCGGUGGUGAGGCAGCCCUGAUAGCACUCCGCGGGUCGGUUUUGGGCGUCGGCACAGAUAUUGGAGGUAGUGUGAGAGGUCCUUCUGCGUUUUGUGGCAUUUAUGGAUUCAAACCCACAAGUUAUUCGCUUCCGAUGAAGGGUUAUCUAGAGGGCGGCGUACCCGCUGAAUUAAACGUCUUGUGUUCCACGGGCCCCAUGUGUCUAACGCUGAGAGACAUGGAUCUCUUCAUGAGCACCAUUGUAGGGGCGAAACCAUGGAUUGAAGAUCCUCGAAUCAUACCUAUUCCAUGGACGGGAACGAGAUGCAACACCAGGCAGCCGUCGGCACAAAAAUUGCGAAUCGGUCUUAUGAUGCACGACGGUGUCAUCGUCCCCCAACCACCCGUCACUCGAGCGUUGAAAUGGGCCAAAUCACGCCUUGAAGAGGCAGCCUUCCAAGUAAAGCCAUUUACGCCCUACAAAGUCGCGCAAAUUAUGAACAACAUUCGCAAAGCAUACUGGCCAGCCAGUACAAAAUACGCAGACGCCCACCGCGCUCUUACAGGGGAGCCCAGACAUCCUCUCACGGAAUGGAUUCAACGAGACGCUGCUCCUGUAGAGCUGCCUGCCACAGCCAUCCUUGAGCAACGUCUUCUCCGUGACGAUAUACGUUCCAUAUUCUCAUUGGAUUGGGAGGAUCAAGGUGUUGAUGUAGUUCUAUGCCCGGCAUUCGUAGGACCUGCGAGUAGCCAUGACACGGCAUGGUAUUGGGACUACACGGCAAUGUGGAACUAUCAUUGUCCAGGAGUAGUUGUGCCCACACCAAUCAAGGCACUGAAGAAGGGUGAGGAAGAAUAUGACGUGAAGUCGGCACUAAGCGAGGAGUGCGAACAGGUUAGGAAGCUAUGGCACCAGGGCGACUUUGAAAAUGCACCUAUUAAUUUGCAGUUUGUUGGGAGACGAUACCAUGACAAUGCGCUGUUCGGGGUGUUGGCUGCUGUGAAAGAUGCACUACAAUUGCAGUAG